AUGCAGAUGCUGUCCCGUCGAAUUGUCAAGGCAGCGCCCUUGCGCCAGGCAGCCCUUGCAGCUACGCGCAGGCUCGCACCUGUCGUCCAGCAGCGCACCUACAUCCCGAACUCUAUGAACAGCGUCGAGGUCAUCAACGAAAAGUUCCCUGAGCCUCCGAGCCUGACCGAAGCCGAGGAUCCGGCAAUGAACGGUGGUGUCGCACAGUCACCCCCCAUCAAGCGUCAGUUCCGCGACCCCCACGCCGACUGGUGGGACAAGCAGGAGCGCCGCAACUACGGCGAGCCGGUCCACGAGGACUACGACCAGCUCGGCAUGCUCACGCCAUUCGAGUACACCUGGACGACGCCCGGAAAGGGCCUGCUACAGAUCGGUGCUUUCGUUGCCGUGUUCCUGAGCGUCUGCUACACCGUCAAGCUGACGCGCCCCGACCCAGUCGCCGUUCCGCGGGAAUUCGAGGACGGCCUUCUGAAGGAGCUGGGCGGUGCCGGUGCUGUCAGGGCGAGAAGCCCCGAAGACGCCGAGGCCGAGUAUGCAGAGGAACUAUGA
This is a messenger RNA of Grosmannia clavigera kw1407, 549 nucleotides long. Its product is annotated as NADH:ubiquinone oxidoreductase subunit. Bases 1 to 549 code for a protein of 182 amino acids. Gene Ontology annotation, cellular component: mitochondrion. The transcript is spliced from 3 exons. The record is from RefSeq and is a predicted model, not a curated record. NCBI's taxonomy places the organism in Eukaryota, Fungi, Ascomycota, Sordariomycetes, Ophiostomatales, Ophiostomataceae.